AUGACCUCUCGUGCCCGUCAAUCUCUUUCCCUCCGACCCCUACUCCCUCCUCAUGUCAUAUAUGCAAUACCGCCCUCGUUAACUCAGAGCUUCCCAAAACCACCACCGGCUAUACCGUUCUUUCGUGAUCCUGGACAUACCGUACCUACCAAAUGGUCUUUAUACCGUCCCCUCCUGAGAUGUACAUCCUCAUCGGACUUAUCCUCGACAAGAAGAGAGAUUAGGACAAGAUGGAGGGAGACUAAAGGAUUAGUUUCUGUUCCUAAAGUACGCUCGUUCUUAGCAGAAUACUAUGACCUUUUGACAUACAUAACUUCGGACGAUAUCAGCCAUAAGGAAGAAAUUAGAUUGUUAGAAGACAAGUUGAAGGCGAAACAUGAUAAGCUCGAUCUUGACCUUAAAUUAGCUCAGGAAGCCAAACGACUUGAAGAUUUUCAAAGGAGAACACGCAAAUCUAAAAUGACAGGAUCAUUCCAUCGACCUACAUUGUUCAACCCACCUUUACCUCGUCUAAAACCUCAACCUAUCUCCAUAGGAAGUAUGAUUCAUAAUCGUCUACGAGCGAGAGAAAGACGCAUAGAACGAAGAAGACUUUAUGCGGGCUUAUUGACGGAUAUGAAAUUAGAGGUUGGAUUUUGGAAAUCUGUUACUCCGAUAGAGAACCAAGAUGAUUGGAGUAAGAGUAAAGAUCCGAGAUCUCCUGGUGGAUGGGAUGGGAUUAUCAAGAAUGAGUUGAAAGUUAUGGAUGAUAGGUUUAGGAACGAGAAUACUAGGGCGGAGAUGGUGUUUGAUGAGGGUUUGUCGGAGAGGAUAAGUAGAGCUAAGGAGAAGAAGGGGAGUUGGUGGAAGGGAGUCAAAGAGAGAGAAAAGGCUCAGAAGGGGAAAGAGACAUAA
Molecule: messenger RNA, 894 nt
Organism: Kwoniella botswanensis
Lineage: Eukaryota; Fungi; Basidiomycota; Tremellomycetes; Tremellales; Cryptococcaceae
Exons: 1
Coding region: 1-894 (297 amino acids)
Source: RefSeq, a predicted model, not a curated record